Molecule: messenger RNA, 2778 nt
Organism: Polypterus senegalus (gray bichir)
Lineage: Eukaryota; Metazoa; Chordata; Cladistia; Polypteriformes; Polypteridae
Gene: sde2
Product: SDE2 telomere maintenance homolog (S. pombe)
Exons: 8
Coding region: 84-1391 (435 amino acids)
Cellular component (GO): nucleus
Source: RefSeq, a predicted model, not a curated record
UAUUUACUUCCGGUGUGGAGAGGUUCUACCGCCACUUCCUCCUUGUUGUCGUAAUCGUGUGUUUGUUAAAGAAAUACAUUAAGAUGGAUUUGUUUUUAAGGGAUCUAUUUAACCAGCUUCAUUGUAUUCACGUGUCGGAGGGUAGUUCGGUGCGAGAUUUAAUACGGUGCGUCGACCAGAAUCAAGUUAUUCCAGAUUCGGAUUUUUAUAUUAAGCGCAAUGGAAAACUUGCAGCAGAAGAUGAACAGGUCCGGAGAGGACAAGUAUAUUCUCUGGAGCCUCGAAUAUUUGGUGGAAAAGGAGGGUUUGGAUCAAUGCUUAGAGCCUUAGGUGCCCAGAUUGAGAAGACCACCAAUAGGGAAGCUUGUCGUGAUCUCAGUGGUAGGCGUCUCCGGGAUGUUAAUCACGAGAAAGAGAUGGCAGAGUGGCUCAAAAAACAAGCCGAGAGAGAGGCUGAGAAGGAACAAAGAAGACUUGAACGUUUGAAACGCAAAUUGGCAGACCCCAAACAUUACUUCACAGAUUCCAGCUACCAACAACAGUGUCAUGAUUUGUCAGAGAGACUAGAGGACUCUGUGCUAAAGGGCAUGCAAGCAUCCUCUAGUCGUUUAGUAAUGGCAGAAGAAGGACCAAGCAGAAAGAAGCCAAACCUCGACAAAACAGAGAAACCAAGCAAGAAUAAAUGUUCUUGGACAGGACUUGAUGGCCUUGAGGAUUCUGCAGGUUCAGAUGAUAGCCUCGGCAGUGACAAUGAAGAAUUUCCCUCAAAAUGUAGGGCAAGUCUGGGAGAAACAAGCCCAGAAAGUAAUGGAACAGAAAGUGAGUGUUCACUUAAAAAUGAAAGUGAGGCUGAAACAUCAAGCAUGCCAUGUAGCUCCUUGGCAGAGAACUACUUGGAAAGUAAAACAGAAAACAAAGACUCGCCUGAAACAAUAACAGAAGAAACACAGCCUGAUGAAGAACUGCAACAUGUUGUAAAAAGCGAGUCACCGGUUGUGCAGGAGGAGAAAGAUGAGGACCAAGUCAGCCAGGUUCAGAGUAGUCAGAAAAAGGAAGAAGCUUCCGCAUCCCUGCCUGAGAUCAUAAGCAAGGCUGCUUCAGUAUAUCAAAGUGAUAAAAGUGCAGUUGCUACCAGCACAGGGCCUGAAGAUAUUUUGAAAAUGGUGACUGAUGCCCCCCUGGACCUAAUGACAAUAAGCUCCGUCUCAGACCUGGAAUCCUUGGGACUGGAGAGACUCAAGAUGGAGUUAACGACACUUGGACUGAAAUGUGGAGGGUCUCUGCAGGAGAGGGCCGCCAGGCUCUUCUCAGUCAGAGGGCUUAGUAAGGACCAGAUCAACCCAGCUCUUUUUGCCAAGUCUGGAAAGGCGAAAAUGAAGCAAAACAAAUAGCCGGCCACCAUAUUUUACCCAAUAGAUUUAUAUUUUUAAACACAUUACAGGUGCACAAAAAUAAAGGACCGUCUCCUUUAAAGGUUUUUUUUUUUUUUGGUUUGUCGCUGGUUAGACUGAGGGGAAAAGUCGGUGUCUUUGUCACAACUUGGCGAAAUUGGGUAGCACUGUUCGAUUUGAAUUCUGCGUUUUGGAACCCUACCUUUAGAGGAUGUUCAUGUGAAAUUUCUGACUUGCAUUUCUUGUCCGUCUUACCGCAGGAGAAUGCAGCAUUAGCUGUGGUGGUCUCGGUAUUCUAGUUUUGCAAGUGCUGUCAGAGCCUGAAGCAGUUUGAAGGAGGCCUGAAAUUAAAAAGCCCCAGGAAUGAGUAGCUGCACAGUUGUGGUGCUUCUCUGUGUCUGGGGUCCACCAGUGAUGCCCGCAUGUUAUACAUUUUCAUGGCUUAUGAUUUGGGACAAUAACUAAGCGGUGUUUGACUAGGAGACGCAUCGCAUUUUCUAGACAUCCCUUUCUCUGUGAACGACGCACUUGUCAAGUGUUUUUCUUAUCCAAGCCAGAUUACAGAUACAGGGUGGUCCAGAUCUAAUUAUGAAGAUCCAGAUCGGCUGGAUGACUGAUUUAUGCGGGGGCGAUUCCAGUUCGGCGUGAAGACGGUUCUUCAUGUCAUCAGUUCGCACACUUCUCUGGUCCUGGAUUUUGCGGGUGCUUUUGUAUGUAAUAACCUUAAGUUAUAAUGUAAUGAAUAUUGCAUAAUUAUAUCUGGACAUAAUAAUGAAAACAAAAAGCAAGAAAGUAUAAUGAGAAAAACAAACAAUGCAACGUAAUAAUACAGGUCGGUCCUUGCAAUUUGCAGAUCCACCUCGUUGUAGGUUUGUCAUAAAUAAAUGAUGAAAAUUAGUCUGUGAGUUUUGCAACCUACUAAGGAAAACCGCAGACCUCACUGAAUCGGCGCUACUUAAAUGGACUGCAACUUCAAGAAUACACUGGGGGGAGUGAAAUAAGAUGAAGCCUAACUGGUUAACCAAUGAAUUUAUGAUUCCCUUUGUCCUUUUGUUUCAACACUACACUUACACCCAUCAGAUUGGACUUUUCCCUGGAUUAAUGUUUAUGUUCUGUGUCCAUUGUUUGUUUUUAUGUCUGGGGACGUCUGCAAAUCUUCAUUUUCUGUACAUUGCCAUCACGGUAAGACAAAACUUUAUAUAACGGUCAGGAGGCUGUUACUUAGGAUUUUCAUUUCAUCAUCCUAUACAUGUAUGAACCUGGACUGGGUCAUGUUUAUUGUUUUGUGUGAAUUUCUUUUGUAUCUGUAAUAUUAAUAAUUUGUAUAAACAUGCAAUUUGUUACAUUUUGUAUAAAGUUACAGUUCACUAAAGAGCUGUGAGCCUGA